Messenger RNA from Pocillopora meandrina, 7828 nucleotides. The record is from the annotation of a GenBank genome assembly. NCBI's taxonomy places the organism in Eukaryota, Metazoa, Cnidaria, Anthozoa, Scleractinia, Pocilloporidae.
GUGUUCUCAGAGCGCCGUGGACCCUUACUUAUUUUAUCUCGUCACAUAUUUACUGCAUCAAAAGGCAAAGAGUAACCAUGCAUCUUUUCGUCCUUAUUGUCGCUUUCGGCACCACUUUCACCCCUGGCUACGGUUAUCCCAAAACGGCUAAAGGCCUUAAUUUUAUCGGUGUUGGGUAUGACAUCCUGAGAGGAAAUCCAGACGGUGAUCUGUCAAAAGGUGGAAUUGACCCAGAACUGAAAAUUACCAGAAAAAUACUGAAGUUGACGUGGAACGACAGAAAACUUUCGGUUAAUAAGAAGUACAAGGUGCCAGAUCAGGUUGUUUUUGCUGAUCGCGACUCCAGUGCAAAAGAAACCGUGCAAGAAGUUUUUUCUGGAACUAAAUCCUACCAAGACAAACUCAAGACUGUGGUAAAAGUCGACGGUGAGUAGAAGAGAUUAAGAGAGGUUGCAUUAUUGCUCAAGGUUAUGUCCAGUUUUCAAGGAAGAUCGACUUUCAAGAGGAGCGUUAUGUGCAUAUAUAUAAAUCUUGAUAAUAGUCUAUCGUUGCGGUAUAGUGCUAGAUGCGUUCGUAGAGCGUGGUAUAUCUGAAGGUUGGACAAAUCAAUAAGACAUAACUUUUCUGUGACUGAGUUUCACGCUUGCGCGAACAUCAGACAGAUUUUGCGAUUCCACACUCAACUAUUCCUAAUCCAAGAGUCCCUGUUCCAAUAGAGAGGGACAAUAAUUCAAACUAAGACUAUAGCCUGGUUACUAAGUCAGUUCACAGCACGGAAAAUUUUAUUCACCUGUGAGUAAUUCCGUUGAAACAUUUUAUAUAUCUUUGUAUAUUCUCUCGGUAGGUGGCGUGAACUAUAUAUUAUGGAAUCUUGCAUUCAGCCUCAGUACAAGUAAGAACAAAAAUUAUUGAUUCGUUUUGCUUACAGCUAACCUGGUUAUCACCCUUUCUCUUCUUUCAUGAGCGAGGUUUCGUGGAAAUCUUAAGGCAAAAAUGAAAAAUGUAAAUGAAAAAAAGUCCAAAAAAAUUUACAGGUUACAUAUUUCAAAAGGGAAAUCACACCUGAUACCGGUUCAUAAAAUCACUAAUUGCACGCUAUCCUUUCUGCAAAAUUCUCAAGUCACAUUUCAAUUUUGGCCUCAUAACCAUUACAAUUUCCACAAAUAUGAUUGAUGCAAUAGCUACUUAAUUUUUUACAAAUUAUUCUGUAGAGUUGUAAUCGAACAGUGUAAUCGGACAGUGGAAUAUAACUGGACUGUUAAAGCAGUCAAUCAUAUGAAGUCCACUCAAUCAAAUCCAGAACUGAUCAAAGUAACCAUAAUAACAUUCAACCACUUCCCAACAAAAUUGGGGAAUUUCCAAAAAUGGAGGAAUUUUUACCUUAAAAGACAAAGUCUCUAUCGGAGAUGUUUUUUUCAAGGUCAGUUUUGACUCCUUUCCAUGGCUUUCUGUGGAAACUUUUAACGAUUAUGAUUUAAUGGUUACAGCUGGGCUUUGUGUCUUCCAAUUCUGUGUGUAAUCAUACUCUUAAUUAACAAAUCAGACUCCCACUGUACAGUUAUCCAACUUUAUUAUCACACAUAUAAUUAUAGACAGAAUUGGACUCCACUCAGUCCUAUUAUCAUUAAACUAAUCACACAUCAUGUGAAAACCAGGGUGGAAAGGAGCCAUCAUAAACACCAUGACAAGAAUUAAGAAUUCUUGUUAGGAGGAGUUCCUCUCGUAUGGCACGCUUACCAACAAAUAAACAGAGUGGCUGACUGACCAACUGCCUGAUUGGAUGACAGAUUGACUGAUAGCGUGACUGACUAACUGACUGACAACUGUCUAGCUAACUUAUUGAAUGGUUGGCUGGUUAAGUGGUUGGCUGAAUGAUAGCUAGCUAGUUGGCUAGAAGGCUGGAUAGUUGACUGAUUGAUUGCUGGCUGGCUUGGUGGUUGGCUGAAUGAUGACUGACUGGAUGGCUGGAAGGCAGGAUAGAUGGAUGACUGCUAUGUUGAUUGUUGAGAAUUCUAUGAUGGACUGAUUCAUUCAUUCAUUCAUUCAUUCAUUUUUUUCUUCUUUUGCCCUUAAUUAUUGCAGUGUAUCAGAGGGUUUCUUACCAGACAUUUCGUGCAAAAAACAUAUUUUACCAAGAGAAAGCUGUACAUAAUCUUGGAAAAGCACGAUACCAACUGAAUCUUGUUAAAUGGAAACAUUUCACCAUCACCAAUGAAUUUGCUGCUUCUGUCUGUAACUUACCACAAUCAUACAACCAGAUGGCUUAUCACCGAUUCAUAAAGAAUUGGGGAACGGUGGGUUUCUAAAUUAAUUUAAUUGUUACCUCAUUAACUUUUAAUUUGAAUGGGUUUAGCCUGGUUUUUUUGGCUAUGUUUCAACCCAGUGUGUCAAUGAACUAUAUGUGUUAACUUGCAUAAUUUUUGAGUUAUCUAUGUAUAGUGUAUCCUGAAAUUGCAAAAUAUAUGAGUUGUCCUUUCUUUUUUGAACUUCUUGACAAUGUAUAAUUACAUUGAUUUAAGUUGUAUAGAGGUCUCUAACUAGCCUCAGAGUUUUUUGCCACAUCUUUGCAUUUGACUAGAGUUGAUGUUUAUACUACAGUGAUCUGAUUUUUUACUUAAUUUCAUAUUUUUUUGUCUUUUUGUUUUACAUAUUAUAACUAUCCUUUUUUUUUCUGCUAAUAACGGGGCUAAGUUUCUAAAGAAACUGUGGUGCUGUGUCGGUGGGAGAGUAUCAUCAGCUUUGAAACUUUUUACAAAGGCUAAUUUACAUUAUCAACUCAGUUGAUAAUACCAAAUUACGUUAAUUUUUUUUAAGCCCCACUCCCCCUUCCUUCCUAAUAGGGGAUUUGUAGGAAUCUUUGGUUUUGUUAGUAAAUAGUCUUACCAUUUCACUAUACACAUCCAACCAGGAAACUGAUUGGUUUUAAUAAAGUGAAUAUUCCAAGGUGCAUGUAUGUUUCUGAAAUUUUGGUUAAAUUAUACUCAUGAUAAACUCAUCUUGAUAAAUUUCCAAACAAAAUAAUGUGAAUCAAAAGUUAUAUAUAAUUUUUUUGGAUACCAAGAGGAAAUUUUCCCUCAGUUAACACAUGUCAAGUGACCUUCUCUACCUGAUGAACAUGCACGAGCACCCAGUCCUCUUGGAUAUCAAAUGUGGGUUGUUUCACAGCCAUGCAUGAAAACCUAAUUUGUCGUAAUGAUAGUGCUAAUAGAAAUGAUAAUUGUGAUGAUAUUGAUUAUAGUUCAAGAUUCCCAUUAAGACCCAUUUAAUUACACCAGAGCAUGUUUUGUCUCAGAAUUCAAAUGGAAUAAACAGUACAUGUAGUUUAGUUAUGAAUUAAGCAAUGAAACAUUUUGAUUGUCGCAGGGAAAGCAAAGCCAUAAACUGUAGGCAACUGAGACAUUAAGAUAAUUUUCAUUUUUAUCCAAUAGAACUCGCCUGUUGAAUAAUAUAAACUAAACUACAGACUGGAGAGCGUUAUGUAUCUUUUGUAUGAAUUUUAUUAUUUUCCUUACAGCAUAUUGUCAGCGAGGUGGAACUUGGAACCAGGAAGAUUGAACGCUACAAGAGUUCGUACGUUGAUUUCUUCAAAUAUGCGAUGAAAAAUGUGAGUAUUGAGCAAAAAGAGGUCAUUCAUCUAUCAAUAAGUUUCUGCGCUCAUUGAAAUUAAUUACUACCAUGCAACAAUGUGCACAGUAAAAUUCGGGGCAAGUCAAAGUGAAAUAGAUUUUGUUGCUUGGCGUUCGACUGUACUCGUUUGAUUGCCCUUAACCCUUUAACUCCCAGAAGUGAUCAACAAGUAACUUCUCCCUAUAUUAUGAGAACAUUCAAACUUAUCAGGUUGAAGUUGUUAUCUCGAUCUGACACCAAAUUCUCCGAAGCUGAAUAAUAAAGCCACAUAUAUGGAUACAUAAUGAAGUAUGGGGCUGUGCGGAAAUUUUUCCCCAAUUUUUCCAUUGGCAUUGAACUUGCAAGUUGCACGUUUCGCAAAUUUGUCGGAAGACCGGGUUUUGACUUUUAAAACAUCUUUUAGUGACACUCGAGUUCAUCUGGUUUUUAUUUUCUCCAUUUUCCCCAUAAAUUUUGGGCUUUUCAUUCACAGUUAUCGGUUAACUGGAUCAAAUGUUUUCGCUCAAACCAAAGUAUAAAAUGUGGCGUGUUUUUGACCAGCCAAUAGGGACGUUUGUUUACUUUUCUCUGUGCGUUGUGAGAAUUUUGUACUCUAUCACAAUAAAAGGUUUCUUCGUGCAGAUCCUUGUUGUCGCUCUGUUAUAAAAGAAUUUGCUCAUGCUUUUAGCUGUGCGUAUAUCGAGUUAUGGAUGUUAUGGAUGGGAGGUUUGGAGAGCACUCAAGAAGCUAGAGUUGCUCUCGGCUGCGCCUCUAGCUACUCUUACGCAUUUUUCAUGCUCUCCAAACUUCCCGCGUGCAUCCAUUACUCGAUAUACGCACGCUAAGCAUAAACAAAUUCUUAAAUCUUGGGAGUUAAAGGGUAAAGGCAAAGUCACAUUUCCUUUGGUUCCAACUCCUAGACGAGUGUUAACUUACCGUUAUGCUCCAAAGAGCCAUUCUGAUAACAAUAAUAAAUUAGCCAGCAACCUGGUUUUGGCCCAUAAAAGCUCCAUGGAACAUUUAAAGUUGAGCUAUGUACCGAUAACAUAUCUGAAUUUUGAAAACAUAAGUUUUGUUCUUUAUGGACUUCUUUUAUUCCAUGAUGCCUUUUAACGAUAACUGAUUCAUAUUUGCUCAAAAAUACACAGUGUGAAAAAUUACCAAUAAAUCGUUACAGACUACAACGAAAUCGAAAGUAAAACAUGAAAACUGGCUCCCCGCGUGUUACAAGUGUUAUCGAAGCACUUUUCCACAUCGAGUUUGUAUGUUUUUCGCUCUGACUUUUUUGUUUCUUUCCCUUAGUUGAAAGCCGCGAUGUCUUUGUCUGGCGGGUACAAAGGGUUUAGUAGCUCUGUCUCCAUUGACUUUGAAAGGUUCACAGCAUCCAUGACAAGUGGCAUUUCAUUUGGAAGUGAAAAAGUUGUGUUUCGGUGUGGUACACGAAACAAGCCUGAGCCCAUUGGAUUGAAGUUGAUUUCCAUUGACCGGGCAUUUGACGACAGCUUCUUCAAGGCACUCAGUAAGAAAUACCAAUGUCAGAAUUUGGCACGACGGAGGACGAACGUGAAAAAGAUUUUGAAAGAAUACCCACGCUUAGAAGGAGCUACAACGUAUCCUCAAGGUAUCAUCACGUAUAUAUAGAUGCUAGAAACGUUCGUGUUACUUUUGUAACGUUAACAAUCAGGUAAUAGCUAUUCUGAUGUAUUUUUAACUGAUAUUCGUAAAGAUCCUCAUUAACCCUCUUCGUCAUCUUCUGAUGAUUGGGAUCUAAUUUUUCCUGGCCGAUGCCUAUGCCUAUGCUUAUGAAAUAAAUCUGAUCUUGAGCUUUCAAAAUUCCAAAAGAAUCUUGGUGUAGCCAAAAGAAACUUGGUGUAGUUUUCGAGAUAGAUAGGUCUGAAAUCUGAAAAGUGCUGACGUAGUAUUUUGAAAGAUUUUCGAACACAUGACUAAUAUUGACUGAACAAUCCACUGCUCGAUAAUUUUGACUAAAGACAUAAACUUGAGCUGGAAGGUAUUUUGUAGCCAACAAGAAAUUAAUCAUGUUCUGAACAGGCUUAAACGUUUUUAUUUUGAAAACAUUGACGUUUUUUUGCUCUACUGUUUUGAACAAUUUAAGAAUCAUUGAACUUACUUCCUAGAUUUUUCUUAACAUUUUUCUUUUGUUGACUGAAAAGUCAUGUUCAAAAGACUUUUUCUCUCUUUUUUCCAAAUAUAUCUUUAAGAAAGCACACAUUUUUCAGCUUCGGUGAAGAAACAUUAUCUUGGGUAGCAACGUCAUUAAUUCUUAAGUGCGUAUUCCCUCGGCUAAAAUAACGUGCAACUCUGUAACUAUGUUAAAGAGUUGUCGUCUUAUAAGGUUUCUUGGAAUUUUGUUAGAUCCUAAAGUCCGCAUUCCUCUAACUUGGCCACUGGGCAAAUAUGGACUUCCUAUGGCAAAAUCAGGAUGUCCAAACGGAGGUUUUUGGCACACGGGUUGGCGAUACCACGACACUGAAGAUAAAGACCCAAGCAAUUAUUGGUCAAACCCCUACGAUUUGGCGGGACAUGUUGGCAAAAGUAACAUGGAGCAAAAGUUCUGUAUGAAGAUAAAGCCUCGAACAUCCAGAUAUAAUAUGCCAUGGCCUGAAGGAAAAUACUGCAUCUUCAAAAAAGAAAAUUGCCCCGCAGGUUAGUUCAGAAAGUCCUUUUUUUAAUGAAAAUAUUAAAAAAUUUUGGACUUUUCUUAUUUUUUUAUGGUGAACAUGGCGAAGUUUCUUUGCUCACGAGCCGUAUAAAUUAUGUGACAUGCUUAUCUUUUAUAAUUCGGUCAACAAAAAUUUCGAUAUCCGUUAUCCGUGAUUCGUCACUUUUUCCGCCGUGAUCCGUGCCUCAGAUCCUCCGGUACGAGUCUUUCCAAAAACACAACCAUCUCCGGCCGUUACAUGUAUUUCCAUUCCUUAAGUUUUAGAUCUUAAACCAAUCGAUCAUAUGACCUACCCCUAAGAAAGAAAAAAACAUUGACCUCAACCAGUAUUUUUCGCUCUUUGAAGUAUUUUUCCUGCACCUUAUUCGACGGUUUAACAAAUAAUACGCGCGGAUAUUUACGGAUUAUUUCCGUUUAUUUUAUAGAUUGAACCAUCGAGUAAGGGUUUUAUUCCGCUUUUAUUUCACUUUCUAGGCCUCCAGUUUUACGAAUGCUUCUUACGGCUUUACCUUAGCAACGUAUUGAUCGCGUAAGACGGAAACAAUGAAAAUGAUACCAUUUUUAUAAGUGUUUCUAUUACCAACAAAAAUAUCUGUUACGCUUAAAAGGUCAUUCGUCGCUUAAAAUUUCAGUCGUUGCGGAAAAGGACAUGCCGAAAAACCUGUAGAAGUCAGAGGUUGAAGCGUUCAGUGCGGCCAUUUUUUUGCUCCGCUUUCCGCCCGUGUUUUUCCCCUUUUCUGCAACGUAAUAUCGUCGCAUACUUUUCGCACUCCGUUGCCUUGUUGUGUUCAACUGAAGUAAUUGUGAAAUGAUAAAUUAUAGUUGUCGUACCUCGCAUCUUCCCUCAAAUAAAUAAUUCAAUUCAAGCGUAAUGCUGCGCUAACUAUUUGUUGCACAGAUUUCGAGGAGGCAUACGUUCGUUGGGAUGAUGAAGAUGACAAUAACAAUAACAAAAGAGGUGGCACGCUUCCGAACGGUUAUUAUAACGGUAACACUCGCAUCGAAUAUUGCUGCCGUACGGAUGGAGAUGCCACAGAAGCCAUUCGCCUCCCAACUGGCUCACCGUUUGUGCUGAUAAAGGCUAACACCCACCUCUGUCAGGAAGUGGAUGGAAUGACACAUAGAUCAGAGUACUUUGCCUGGGACACCGAGGAUAAAGAUCCGCAAGCCAACAUUCACGGACCGAUCAAUGCUGAGUUGGGUGCAAACCGUAAUAUAAAAGUUCACUACUGUUAUUACACUUAACCCAGUACAAGGGCCCCACGCGCAACCGCAGACCUAUCUGAUGCCUCAAGAAGAUUUCGCCUUGCUUUUAGACAUUAGAAGCGAACAAGAAAAAUAAAGGGCAAGUAAAUUGUAAACUAGCGUCAGUGUACGUUUUUGAGAUCAGAAAUUAAAGUUAACAUGGUGGUGGGUCUUACUGAUUUGAUGCCUCAAUAUUCUUGGUAAUGCUGCAACUUUUGGAGCACGCACAGCUUAAAUCGGACGCAGUUGUAUUCAAGUUCGCCUUUCUCAAUGGCCAAGAACCCUACGACCAAU